Tuber melanosporum (Perigord truffle) is the source of this 2388-nucleotide messenger RNA. RefSeq lists its product as uncharacterized. Gene Ontology annotation, biological process: cell wall organization. The transcript is spliced from 3 exons. Bases 333 to 2084 code for a protein of 583 amino acids. Gene Ontology annotation, molecular function: 1,3-beta-glucanosyltransferase activity; glucan endo-1,3-beta-D-glucosidase activity. Gene Ontology annotation, cellular component: fungal-type cell wall; extracellular region; cell surface. Lineage: Eukaryota; Fungi; Ascomycota; Pezizomycetes; Pezizales; Tuberaceae. The record is from RefSeq and is a predicted model, not a curated record.
CCCUUUUUUGUGCCAUGCCCGACUCGCUGGGCGGCAGGCGACUCUCCUUAUUAUCUUGCCUUUGCCUCAUCCCCCUUCCUUUCCUUCUCUCCUCCACACGCUCGAGGUCAACUUUCUCACGUUAACAGGGCUUUGCGCAUCUUCUAAUUCCUCAAACCACCGCUUCACUCCUUCAGCGGGCAUUCUUUUCUGCUCUAAUCUCUCUAUCCUAUAUACCCAACAAUUAACAUUCCUCCAUUUUUCUCGAGAUUGUCCCUCCUGGAAUUACUCGCGUGUUGUUGAUCGACGAUUAAAGAGAUCAUCUUUUUUCAUUUUCCACUUCGUUCUUCAGUAUGAGGUAUUCGUUGUUCGCCGUCGCGGCUACUGCUUUGCUUUCUGGUUCGGCCGCCGCUCGGGGGCACCAGCACCGCCGCCAUGCCCACCCACAUGCUUUGGCUCCCCGUGGUGAGUGUGAGGUUAGUCCUCCUCAGUGCAAAACCUACACCAGCUCAAUUUUGGUUCCUGUUGGAACUGUACCACCAAGUGAUGCUUCGACCGUUAAGCAGACCAUGACCGUGGUCCCGGUUGUUGAGCCAACCACCACUAUCAAGACCACAGUGACAUACACAUCCACCUCAACCAAUGUGGUUACUGUCACUAAGCCCAAGUCCGCGAGCGUGCCUUCAGCUUCUUCUGCCCCGGUUGUCCCUACCCCUAUCGUGACUGUCUGCCCGACACCUGGCACCUACACCAUUCCAGCCCAGACGGUUGUCCUAACAAGCACCGAGACUGUCUGCGUUCCUGAGACUACUUCGCUACCUCCUGGAACUCACACUAUUGGAGGUGUUACCACUGUUGUCCACACUGCUACUACCGUCGUCUGCCCGGUUGCUGCUGUUGAGACUGCUAGUGGUGUUACUACCAGCAAGGUUGUCCUGACCACCUAUGUCUGCCCCACGGCUGGUACCUACACUAUUGGUGCUUCAACCACCACUGUAACCGGAACCGUCACUGUCCCUUGCACGUACCCAGUCCCAACCGCAUAUCCUCCUGGAACCUACACCCAUCCUGAGGUCGUUACCACCGUUACUGUCACCAGUGCCGUUGUUGUUUGCCCUUACACCACUAAGGGACUCCCUACUUCGGCCCCGGGUGCCCAUACCACCACCCCUCUGCCUCCUGCUAGCACUGUCUCGGCCACUUCCGUUGCUUCAUCUGUUGCUCCAACCACCACCCCGUUGGCUCCUUCUAGCACCGCCUCCGCCACCCCCGUCUCUUCAUCUUCUGCUCCAUCGAGCUCUGCUACCAGCAAGCCGGUAUCUGGCGGUGGUCUUUGGGCUAUUACCUACUCGCCAUACACCGCCAAUGGUGGUUGUAAGACCGCUUCUGAGGUCUCUGCAGACAUUACCAGUAUUGCUUCUAAGGGAUUUCAGAACAUCCGUCUAUACUCCACUGACUGUGAUGGUCUCAAGAACGUUGGAUCUGCUUGCGAGGCUAAUGGUGUUGGUAUCAUUCUCGGUGUCUUCAUCAAGGCCGGCGGUGUCUCCACUGCUGAUGAGCAGGUUAAGGAUAUCCUUGAAUGGAAGAAGUUUGAAUUGGUUGUUCUCUUUGUUGUCGGUAAUGAGGCUGUCUUCAAUGGAUUCUGCACUGCUGAGGAAUUGGCUGCCUACAUCUCCAAGGUUAAGGGUCAGCUUCAGGGUGCCGGGUACACCGGACAUGUCACCACUGCUGAGACACUCAACAUCCUCCAAGCUCACGGUAGCGUUCUUUGUAGUGCUAUGGAUGUUGUCGGUGUCAACGCUCAUGCCUUCUUCAACCCUCAAAACACUGCCGAAAAGGCUGGUGAGUUUGUGAAGGGUCAACUCAAGCUCGCCUCUGAUGCCUGUGGUGGAAAGCCAGGAUGGGUUCUGGAGGCUGGAUGGCCCUCAGCAGGUCAGCCCAAUGGAAACGCUGUUCCCGGUGCGGCGGAGCAGAAGGCUGCCAUUGCCUCCAUGGUCAAGGAGUGCCCUGGUCAAAUAACUUACUUCAGCUUCGAGAAUGACUUGUGGAAGACGGCAGGUGCCUUUGGUGUUGAGCCCAAUUUUGGUUGCUUGGGUGUUUUCUAAACGGUUCCAUUCUCUACUGAAGAAGUCUCACAUGUACAACUCUAAACUUCUUGGAUACAAUAAUUUACCUCUUUGCCAUUUAGUCCUUUUUUCCUUCCCAUUUGUGCAGUGAGCGGUCGUUUUUUUCGGCAUUAUAUUGAUGACUUUUCUUUGUGGGUUUUAUAUACUUUUAUUUUUUUCUAAAUUUCACUUUUCCUCGUCGUAUCUUGGGAGAUAUCGUCCAGGGUUUUGGUGGAGAUGCGGUGUGUGAUUGGUAUGAAUUGUCCGAUGUACUGUACUCGUAAUGGAUCUCGCAAGCGGGGUA